CCAUUUUUGUGGCGUGAAAAGGCGGUGCGGCCUGUGAUCAUGGCGCUGUUCCCCGCCUUUGCGAGUGUUAGUGAGGCGCCCGAGAGUGGGAGCCCCAGGAAAGAAUUAGACUGGCUGAACAACCCAAGCUUUUGUGUUGGAACCGUAACAUCUCUGGGCCAACAAACUGAAGAGGCCACAGCCUUUGUUUCUGAAGAGUCGCUACUGACCAGGAGUCCUCUGAAUUCAGAGCCUUCAGAUGAAAGUGACACUAACAGAAAGCCCAAACAAACAAGCAGAAAAAAGAAGAAAGAGAAAAAGAAGAAAAGGAAGCAUCAGCACCACAAGAAAACCAAGAGAAAUCGUGGGCAGUCAAGUAGCAGUGGCUCUGAGUCAUAUACUGAUUCUGAAAAGGACAGAUCUUCCAGAAGCAUCAGAGACAGUAAAAAGGAAUCAGAGAAACCGAAUCAAGAAAAUAAUGCCACUGCUGAUAUUGGACGUCACUUUGUUUGGCUUGAGGACAUUCAGGCUCUGACGGGAGAAACCUUCAGAACAGAUAAGAAGCCGGAUCCUGCAAACUGGGAGUAUAAGUCUCUUUACCGAGGAGAUGUAGCAAGAUACAAGAGGAAAGGACACUCCUGCCUUGGCAUUAACCCUAAGAAGCAGUGUAUAUCUUGGGAGGGGACGUCCACAGAAAAGAAGCGGUCACACAAGCAUGUCGAGCGCUACUUUACAAAGAAGAGUGUGGGAUUAAUGAACAUUGACGGAGUUGCCAUUAGCAGUAAAACUGAGCCUGCCUCAUCGGAGUCGAUCUCAUUUAUCCCAGUGAAGGGUGCAGAGGACGUGGUUGCCCCUGUUACAACCUGGUUGAACCCUCUGGGGAUUUAUGAUGAAGCCACCACGCAGUGGUUACAAGGCCGGGGUCCUUCAGAGCAAGCAUCCAAGCAGCCAGAUUCACAGCCCAACAGGGAGGACGUGCUUCUCAAGGCCAAGGUGGAGGAGUUUAACAGGAGGGUAUGGGAGAAUCCUCGGGAUGUUCAGCUGUGGAUGGCAUUUGUUGCUUUUCAGGACGAGGUCAUGAGAAGUCCGGGCCUGUAUGCCAUUGAGGAAGGAGAGCAGGAAAAGCGGAAGCGGUCCCUGAGGCUGGUUCUGGAGAAGAAGCUGGCCAUUCUGGAACGGGCCGUGGAAAGCAACCCGAGCAGCGUGGAUCUGAAACUCGCCAAGCUGCAGCUCUGCACCGAGUUCUGGGAGCCCUCCACUCUGGUCAAAGAGUGGCAGAAACUGAUAUUUUUACAUCCCAACAAUACAGCCCUUUGGCAGAAAUACCUUUUAUUUUGCCAGAGCCAGUUUAGCACCUUUUCCAUAUCAAAAAUUCAGAGUCUUUAUGGAAAAUGCUUGAGUACUUUGUCUGCUGUUAAGGACGGCAGCAUCUUGUCCCACCCUGAGCUGCCUGGCACCGAGGAGGCCAUGUUUGCCCUCUUUCUUCAACAGUGCCACUUUCUGCGGCAGGCUGGUCACUCCGAGAAGGCCGUCUCUCUGUUCCAGGCCAUGGUUGACUUCACCUUCUUCAAACCCGACAGUGUGAAAGACCUGCCUACCAAAGGACAGGUAGAAUUCUUUGAGCCCUUUUGGGACAGUGGAGAGCCCAGGGCUGGGGAGAAGGGCGCCCGAGGCUGGAGAGCGUGGAUGCACCAGCAGGAGCGGGGCGGCUGGGUGGUCGUCAGCCCAGAUGAUGACGAUGAUGAACCGGAAGACGACGACCAGGAAAUUAAAGAUAAGACUCUGUCCAGGUGGCAGAUCUGGCUUGCUGCUGAGCGGUCCCGAGACCACAGACACUGGCGGCCGUGGCGCCCUGAGAAGACCAAGACGCAGGCGGAGGAAGACUGUGAGGACCCAGAGAGACAGGUAUUGUUUGAUGAUAUUGGACAGUCUCUGAUCCAACUUUCCAGCCCGGAUCUUCAGUUUCAGCUGGUUGCAGCCUUUCUGCAGUUCUUGGGUGUGCCUUCCGGCUUCAGCCCUCCGGCCUCCUGCCUCUAUCUGGCCAUGGAUGAGAACAGCAUCUUUGACAAUGGACUCUAUGAUGAAAAGCCCUUGACUUUUCUCAACCUUUCAUUUUCCGGCGUCAGCUGUGUGGGACGCACAGACCAGCUGGGUUGCCGGCACUGGACCAGGGGUCACAGUCGAGAGGGCGAGGAGUUCAUCCGCAGCAUCUUCCACCUCGUGAUGCCUUUGUUUUCAGGCAAGGAGAGGUCUCAGCUCUGCUUCUCCUGGUUACAGUACGAGAUUGCAAAGGUCGUUUGGUGUCUGCACACUAAAAACAAGAAGAGAUUAAAAUCACAAGGAAAGAACUGCAAAAAACUAGCCAAGAAUCUCCUUAAGGAGCCAGACAACCGCAACAAUUUUUGCCUCUGGAAGCAGUAUGCGCAUCUGGAGUGGCUGCUCGGCAACACAGAGGAUGCCAGAAAAGUUUUCGAUACAGCACUCAGCAUAGCAGGGAGCAGAGAACUGAAGGACCAUGAGCUGUGUGAGCUCGGUCUCCUCUACGCCGAGCUGGAGGUGGAGCUGUUGCCGGACGUGAGGGGGGCCGCCCCAGCCCGAGCCAUUCACGUAUUGACCAGACUGACCGAGAAUGGGGCCUACGGGCCCUACACCGGGCAAGUCUCGGCCGUUCACAUUUUGAAAGCUCGGAAGGCUUAUGAACACGCGCUGCAGGACUGUUUGGGGGAGAGCUGUGUCUCCGAUUCCUUUAGCCGCCUGAUUAGCCUGGUUAAAUGCUUUAUGCUCUUCCAGUAUUUGACCCUAGGGAUCGACGCUGCUGUGCGGAUAUAUGAGCAGGUACUUGCAAAACACCAGGUCUCUGUUUCCGCAGAGGGCCCUGGUCUGGAGGGCAGUGCCAGCCCGCAGAGCCUGAGCAGCGUCCUCGAGGCCGUCACCCUGACACACACGAGCCUGCUCAGGUUCCACAUGAAAGUCGCCGUCUACCCGCUGGCUCCUCUGCGAGACGCUCUCACGGAGGCUUUAAAGUUGUAUCCGGGCAACCAGGCUCUUUGGAGGUCAUAUGUACAGAUUCAGAAUAAGUCCCACAGUGCCAGUAAGACCAGAAGAUUCUUCAAUGCGAUCACCAGGUCUGCCAAACCCUUGGAGCCGUGGUUGUUUGCAAUUGAAGCUGAGAAAAUGAGGAAAAGACUAGUGGAAACUGUGCAGAGGGUAGACGGUAGAGAGGUCCACGCCACCAUUCCCGAGACCGGCCUGACGCAUCGGAUCAGAGCCCUGUUUGAAAAUGCGAUGCGGAGUGACUACGGCAGCCAGUGCCCCUUACUGUGGAGGAUGUAUUUGAAUUUUUUGGAUAAUUUAACAGAAGUUGAUCAAAGUAUUUGAACAUUUCCCAUUGACAUUUGACAGGGUCGGGUGUAAAGAGAUACAGAGAGAGUAAGUUAGGGGUUAGGAGAGGUCUGGGCCUCCCCCAUCCUCUUAGAGUCCAGAAUUCAUCGGGGAGCACCUCCCCUGAUCUCUGAAAGGCCUGAGUAGCAGGGAAGGACGCAUCUCAGGACAGCACACCCAGGACAAACGGGCACAAUUUUGUGGGCAGAAGUCGGCAUCAAGAUGAAUUACCACCAAAGUUUCUGUGUUUUUAAUGUUUAUUCUUCAGACUCAAAAGCUCAGAUUUUACGUCUUGACUCCCUUGUGUGAAAUGGAAACCUUCAGAAGUCCAGACACGCCAGCGUGGUGUCCGUGGGCACGCGCGGCCAGGACACGGGCCCUGCCCGUUACCAGAGGAGGCCACUGGGGCGGCAGCAGGAGGGCUGGGCUCCCACUGAGCUCCACCCCUGUCGUCAGGCCCCUCACUGAAGGAGCACGCCAGAUGCUCCCUAAUGGUUCCAGCGCUAAUACUCUGUGUCUAAGCCAAUGAAAGACUUUAAAUUUAAAAAGAGGGAGAGCUUGCACACUUCCAGUUUAACUUCUCCAGUCUUUUUUAGGUAGAGACAAAUAGGGUGAAGUGCAAACGUGUAGUACUUUUACUGAGGAUCUGCCAUGAGCCAAGUCUGGGUGGACUGUAGACAGAAAAAUUCUUGUUGACUUAGAAAAAAAGACUGGGACCAUUAAGGAAUGUCUGUCUUUUUGGAAAGAUUAGCAUCAGACCAAGAAUUAAUUAGAGCAGUGAUCUCCCCUAGCAGUUUCUGAGGCAUCUGGGUGAGCUCCUAACACUUUGAUAAACUCAGUGAAAAAAUCAAAUUAGGGCCAAAAUGAGAGGUGUAGGCUCUGAGUGCCAGGAGAGGGCAGGACGCCGUGGGGCCACUGUGGAAGGAUGUGGCUCUGGCUCCCUGGAGGAGAAACGGUCACUACCACGCUUUCACCUGGCGUUUAACCCUUUCAUACCUGAUGCAGCAGAGGCGUUUUCCAGUGGCCGACUGAUGAAGGAAAUAGCAGAGGGCAGUUCUCAUUUGAGGCUAGCCAACUUACGUACCUGGAUUUGCUGGAUUCCAGGGUUAACUGUGAGUCUCACAAAUACAGUGGUUGAGAAAGUACAGGAAUACUGUUUUUCUUCUUUCCAGAACAAACAAAGCCUUAAGUGUAGUUACUAUUUUAGCAGAGGACAUUGAAGAAUUUUGGUGUGUGAAGGAAGGACAGCUCACACUGGCUUCUUGGGUAUAAAUUCAGAGGUCCAGCCUCAGAAUGGCCGAGGCUCAUACCAGGGAGGGAGGCAGGAGCCCCCCGGGCCACGCGGCUGACUCUGUGGGUGGCACUGGGAGGGGGUGAGGAAGCCCUGCGCCUUGCCUGCCUGAAGGUUAUCACAGAUGCUGGUUACAGGCCAGAGUUACAGUCUUCCUGACUGGGGGAGUUAGCCUGAAAGAUCUGAGAAGGAGGCGAGGCUGACCUUGGUAGAUAGAGGUCCUGAGCUGUGGAUGGGGGUCUCUUGAUGCCACCCCGCGUUUCUGAGAGGUCGGCCAACAGCCCUCACCGGUCCUGUCUGGACACCAUGCCCUGGCUGCCUGGCGGGCAGAGCCAGCACCCGCUAGAAAGCUCUGCUGUGGGAACGGGAAGUCGGGCGGAGGUGGGCGGGCAGGAAGCCCAGGAACAGACUUCAGCUCCGUGAGCUCGGCUUGUGCCCGUUCACAGCUGCAGACACCCGCCUGGGGAGCCUGCCCGUGGGUUGUGACUCCCUGGAGGAGGGACAGGUCCCUCCCUGGGACUUGGGAGAGGCCCGGGGAUAUGGAGGGCAGGACACACGCUGCUCCGGCUUCCACAGCAGGUGUGGAAAAAGCGCCUGUGUGUGAGUUGAUAUAAGAUAUAAGGAUUUUAUAUCUUAGUGUAAAAAUGUGCUUAGAUUGAAAACGUGCUGAAUAUCUGCAUGCUCUGACUGAAAUUUCUGACCCGAAAUUUGCUUUUGAUAAGGUUACUGAUUCAGUAAUCCUGGUCACCUCAUUUCUCUAAGAUAGUUUUCAGAAAAUGGCAAGUAUUAAAGCAGAUAUCUUCUCUGUAUGAAGUUAUCACCCUCACCUCACGCACAAGGCCUCGUUCUAGGCACUCUUAGUAAUGCCAGGUGUGAUAGCCCACAGUGAUGGAGGAGAUGAAAACGAGUCAGAAGUGUUAAAGGUCAACUCCAGGCCCACUGAGACACAGCAGUCGCCCCUGAGGGCAUCCCGUGGUACGUGGACCCAUACCACCCAACAGCCACUGUGGCAGCGCCCCGGGUGGACCAGUACCGGGAUGGCCUUGGAUUCUCUUUCAUCGUUUUUGUAUUUUUUCC
Balaenoptera acutorostrata (minke whale) is the source of this 5728-nucleotide messenger RNA. It is a transcript of the gene NRDE2, whose product is annotated as NRDE-2, necessary for RNA interference, domain containing. Gene Ontology annotation, cellular component: catalytic step 2 spliceosome. NCBI's taxonomy places the organism in Eukaryota, Metazoa, Chordata, Mammalia, Artiodactyla, Balaenopteridae. The coding region runs from base 40 to 3357 and encodes 1105 amino acids. The record is from RefSeq and is a predicted model, not a curated record. The transcript is spliced from 13 exons. Gene Ontology annotation, biological process: negative regulation of RNA catabolic process; regulatory ncRNA-mediated post-transcriptional gene silencing. Gene Ontology annotation, molecular function: protein binding.